Messenger RNA from Neurospora tetraspora, 2342 nucleotides. RefSeq names its product C3HC zinc finger-like-domain-containing protein. The record is from RefSeq and is a predicted model, not a curated record. The transcript has 2 exons. Lineage: Eukaryota; Fungi; Ascomycota; Sordariomycetes; Sordariales; Sordariaceae. Gene Ontology annotation, cellular component: nucleus. Bases 360 to 2165 code for a protein of 601 amino acids. Gene Ontology annotation, molecular function: zinc ion binding.
GCCCAGGAACCGAACUUCAACUUGAGCAUCUUCUCUCUUUUUGGUUCUCGACUUCAGCCCACCACAACGAAAGCUUGCUUCAACACCCAUUGGUUGUGUAGCUCCAAACAACUGCCGGUGCUUACCCUCCUUCACAACGAUCGGAAGCCGGCAACAACAGACGAACUGGAAUUGUCCGAGCGUUGAUUGAAUCCUUCUAAACGACGAUUUACGCGAGCUCGGCCACUCAACUUGCUACGGUCAUCAUCAUUUCGAAAGCACGGCAAAGCGACGCGGUCGCUGACGGCGCCUUUGAUUCAUAAACCCACCGGAACGUCGACCGUCUACCGAGACCCUCACGAUCGAGAGAAUCAAACACCAUGAACGCUACCGUUAAGCGCAAGUUCAACUCCCUGCUCCAGGGCAUCGGGAGCCGGCCGACCAACCCAGACUCUCCCUCCUCGACGCGCGACAAUGACUCGCUGAGCUCGACGCCUGCCUCUUCCUCAAGCUCGAGGUUUACAAACAUGGCCAACGAUAGCCUCGACUAUCUCAGUAAGAAGCGCCGUGUCGGCGGGCUGCCCUCCACACCGAGCGCAAUCACGUUAACGACCCCGACGAAAGGGCAAACCACCAUCUCCAACAUCAAUCUCCGAAAAUGGAACUCCCAUGGCGCCGGGAGCAGCCCCGCGCCCGGGGCCAGCGGCGGCGGCAGCGCGAAGGAGCAUAGUCCAGUUACGAAAUUGCAACCACCGAAAUACUGCCCCGGCGACCGCGACCAGCUCGUGCGACGAUUGGCAACUUUCCAAGAACUGACGGACUGGACACCAAAACCCGAUAGGGUCAACGAGAUCGAGUGGGCGAAGCGCGGCUGGGUUUGUCAGGGCAAGGAGCGCAUUAAGUGCACGCUCUGCAACAACGAACUGGCUGUCAAGCUGAAUCGCAAGGAGGUGGAUGGGAAGGAGAUUCCGGUGCUGAUCGCCGCAGACAUUGCUGAGUCGGUGGUGGACCAGUAUGCUGAGCUGAUUAUCACAUCGCACCGGGAGGAUUGCUUGUGGAGGAAGAAGGGGUGUGAUGAUUCCCUUCUACGAUUACCUCUACCCAACCCCAAACUAGCCCUCGAAACCCUUCGCCAGCGAUACGACGAGCUCUGCCAGCGCAAGGAUUUCCUCCCUUACGAGUUCAACCUCCGCCUUCCAGAAGGUCUCGACAUCGACAUCAUCCUCUCGUACCUCCCACCCAACUUCUUUACCGAGCCUCCACCAUCCAGCGCCGCCGCUCCCUCUACAACCUCACAACCCGCCAGUCCCAACCCAUCCACUUCACAACAACCACCAGCGAUCAACCGCACCGCCUUAGCCCUCGCCCUGCUCGGCUGGCAAGGCCUCUCUAACCCUCGUCUCGGCACCGCCGUCCCCAACUCCGCCUCCUGCCACACCUGCCUCCGCCGCCUCGGCCUAUGGAUGUUCAAAUCCAAACAAGUCGACCCAGAGACCAACACGAUCCUGGUCCCCGCACCCAUGGACCACCUCGACCCUCUGCGCGAGCACCGCUUCUUCUGUCCCUGGAAGAACCCGCAAGCGCAACGGAACCCGGGCGCCAAGCCCUUAGCCAGGGGCGAGACGGACAGAGCCGCCUGGGAGGUUCUGGUGGAGGGGUUGAGGAACGAGAGCCGGUUGAGAGAGAAGGGAAGGGAUUUGAUGCAUGGGAGGAGUAAGUCCUCUGGUUCUGGGUUUGGGUUUGGGUUGGGAGGGAAGAAAGGGACGCCGCAUAGGGCGACGGGGAGCGCGAGUGGUUUGUUGGGAGUGCCGAUGACGCCUGAUGCCAGGGGAUUGUCAGGGCAACAGCCGAAUAGUGCGCCGGGUGGUCUUCAUGUUGGUGACCAAGAAGAAGGAGGGGACGAAGAAGAGGGAGACGAAGAUGAUGAUGAGUCGGAGGAGGCGAGGAAGAAGAAGGAUCAGGCUAUGAUGAGCAGGUUGAGGAGGGUUAAGAGCUUGUUCAAUACCAAGGGGAGCAAGUUGAAGAAGUUGGGGGCGUCUCCAUCGCCGUCUCCGGGGCCAGCGGGGGCGGGGGCGGUUAGUGUGCCGAAUAGUCCUCGGCCGGGGACGUCGCAUUCUACGAGGACUACCGGGACUACGGGGACGACUGGGACUACAGGAGGUAGUGCGAAUGCUCUCGCUGAGUGAGGGAAGGGAAGUGGUUAUUCAUCAGCAUCAUCAUCUUUCAGGUUGGCUGGCGGGCGUUGACACGCAUGGAGUUUGGGGAGCAGUGUUAUCGUCCGAAAUUGUAUACUACAGGUGUAUCAAUAGCCUUGGAUUUUAGCGUUAACGAUUUCAUUGUCAACCUCUCCUAAAGACUCAACA